GAAGGGAGGUAUGGCGGAAGGAGACAAAAUAAUAAAACUAAAACCCUGCCGGCUGUACAUUGUUUUCCCCUCCCAGCCCUCAGAGAGAAACCGAGGCGGCCGGUCUGCGCUGCUCGCCGUUAAAAACCCGCCGCGCGUCGGACGGGAAACGCGGCCGUAUUGAGGUCAGAGGAAAGCGUUGCCAGGGUGACACCGCGGCGGCGGGAGCGCGCCGCUCGUUCGCGGGAGCCGGAGCGGUCGCGGCAUCCUCAGCGACAGCAGAAGAAGCAGCAGCAGCAGCAGCAGCAGCAGCAUCCUACAGCAACCGGAGCGCCGGGAAACUGAUUGUCCGCCGGGAUGAGCUCCGACAAGCCGACGCCUUCCGCCGGAUCUCCGCUCUGAAGGGAAACUACCGUGGAUUUACCGCCCGUGACUGAAAACAGGGAGCUACAGCCGCAGACAGGCAGCUGAGACCGCCGCUCAGCCCAGGUGAUACUUCCCACAGAGGCAGGAAUUAUAAAUAUUACUAUGACUAAUCAGGAGUUUUGCCGCUAAAUAUGCUUCCUGAUUAGUUUAAAGAUAAAUUCCACCGCGGAUCCACUGAGGAGCGAGUCGAUCUGUAGAGACCCUUUAAUUUCUGUUUUUACCGUGGGGUCCCACCUGCAGCUGGAUUGAGAAAGGAAGAGCAGCCUAGAUGUUGCAUUUUUAGUUUACCUCCAGUUUUUUAAAAAAAUUAUUAUUAUUUUGGAUGAGGCACUUUUUUGGCUGUUUGACUUUUUUUUUUUUGGUGGAAAAGGAAGACCUGCAGCAGUGGCUCACAGAUUAACAGGUUCCCAUAGUGACGGCAAAACCGGAGAAAACAAAUCUGGAGGUCAACUCAUUCAAGAAUAUCUGGAGAAGCCGGCACGCAAAACAACUUUAAAGAGUCCUUCAUCAAUCCAAUUAUCUGGACAACGGGAGAAGGACAGGCAUGGAACGCAACAGAACCAUGCCUGGAGAAGUGUUUUGGAUCGCCUCUAAUCAGUUUCACCACUGACCUGGAUCUCAUACCGAGGGCCAGACCAACGUCUUACCUUCUGCCUGGCGCUGAUUGAAGAGUCCGUCUGAUUUUGGUGUUUUAUCUUGUUAUGGUUUACCCUCUUCACCGCUGGACCGAACUGACAGAACAGACUAGAAGCAUGUGGCUGAGCUCUUUGACUCCAGCCAUGAACAACCUUCCACUAACUCUGAGUAAACAGAGUCGGCGGGGUUUGUUGUCCAGGACCAGACCCUUCAGGUUCGUGACAGACUGCUGCCUCAUGACGGUGCUGAGCCUCGUCUUGUUUUUCAGUCUGGCUUCUUGCCAGAGAAUGGACCCUUCGAAGCAUCCCAUAGUCAGCACCAACUACGGCAAGCUGAGAGGCGUCAAGAAGGACCUGAACAAUGAGAUUUUAGGCCCGGUGGAGCAGUACCUCGGAGUUCCCUACGCCACGGCGCCCAUCGGAGACCGACGGUUUCAGCCGCCGGAGGCGCCGGGGUCCUGGCAGGAGAUCCGCAACGCCACCCAGUUUGCCCCAGUUUGCCCUCAGAACGUCCACGGGGUUCUGCCGGAGAUUAUGCUUCCGGUUUGGUUCACGGAUAACCUGGACGUGGCGGCGGGAUACAUCCAGAACCAGAGCGAGGAUUGCCUCUACCUCAACAUCUACGUGCCCACAGAGGACGGUCCGCUCACAAAAAAAACUGAUGAAUCUUCAAUGAACAAGCCUCGAGACGAAGAUAUCCGCGAUCGCAGGAAGAAGCCCGUCAUGCUGUUCAUUCACGGCGGCUCGUACAUGGAGGGCACCGGGAACAUGUUUGACGCCAGCGUCCUCGCCGCCUACGGCAACGUGAUCGUGGUGACCAUGAACUACCGACUGGGCGUGCUCGGUUUCCUCAGCACCGGCGAUCAGUCCGCUAAGGGGAACUACGGCCUGCUGGACCAGAUUCAGGCUCUGCGCUGGCUCAACGAAAACAUCGGCCAUUUUGGCGGCGACCCCGAGAGGAUCACCAUCUUUGGAUCUGGAGCAGGGGCCUCCUGCGUUAACCUGCUCAUCCUGUCUCACCACUCUGAGGGUCUGUUCCAUAGGGCCAUUGCUCAGAGCGGCACGGCCAUCUCCAGCUGGUCCGUCAACUACCAGCCCCUGAAAUACACCAAGAACCUGGCCAGGAAGGUGGGCUGCACCUACUCAGAGACCGCCGACCUGGUGGACUGCCUGAGGAGGAAGACCUUCAGGGAGCUGGUGGACCAGGACAUCCAGCCUGCCCGCUACCACAUCGCCUUUGGCCCCGUGGUGGACGGAGACGUGGUGCCGGACGAUCCGGAGAUCCUCAUGCAGCAGGGGGAGUUCCUCAACUAUGACAUCCUCAUAGGUGUGAACCAGGGAGAAGGACUGAAAUUUGUGGACGACAGCGAGGACAACGAUGGCAUCUCUGCUGCAGCGUUCGACUACACAAUCUCUAACUUUGUGGACAACCUCUACGGAUAUCCUGAAGGCAAAGACAUCCUGAGAGAAACCAUAAAGUUCAUGUACACAGACUGGGCAGACAGGGACAAUGGUGACAUGAGAAGAAAGACUCUCCUAGCUUUGUUCACAGACCACCAGUGGGUGGCGCCAGCUGUGGCCACUGCCAAACUUCACGCCGAGUUCCAGUCACCUGUUUAUUUCUACACAUUUUACCACCACUGCCAGACAGAGACGCGACCCGAAUGGGCUGAUGCCGCACACGGAGAUGAGAUCCCGUACGUGUUUGGCGUGCCGAUGAUCGGCGCCACAGACCUGUUCCCGUGCAACUUCUCGAAGAAUGACGUGAUGCUGAGUGCUGUGGUCAUGACUUACUGGACUAAUUUUGCCAAAACUGGCGACCCCAACCUCCCCGUCCCUCAGGACACUAAGUUCAUUCACACCAAACCCAAUCGCUUUGAAGAGGUCAUCUGGACAAAGUUCAACCCAAAGGACAAGCAGUAUCUCCAUAUCGGCUUAAAACCUCGAGUUAGGGACAACUACAGGGCGAACAAGGUGGCUUUCUGGCUAGAACUUGUCCCCCAUCUUCAUAGCCUACAUGAGAUCUUCCCAACUACAACCCGAUCACCAUCUGGCCCUGGUCCAGGCCCGGACACCUAUAGACCCAGGCCAAGGACUCCAGGUCCUCGAACCACUCCCCACCCUUACUCAACCUUCACCUCUGAUCCUGAAACCGAGGGCUCGGACCGUCCAAUCCAGGACCUCUUUCCUGGAGACACCCGUGACUACUCCACUGAGCUGAGUGUCACGGUUGCUGUGGGAGCCUCUCUUCUGUUCCUCAACAUCCUGGCAUUCGCAGCCCUUUACUACAAACGCGACAAACGGCACGAGAUGCGACGGCACCGACUGUCUCCUCAGCGCGGCGUACCCGCCAAUGACCUCGCUCACAGCCAGGAGGAGGAAAUCAUGUCCCUGCAGAUGAAGCACUCGGAGCACGACGCUCACCACGACCUGGAGCCCCUUCGACCACAUGACAUCCUGCGACCCGCCUGCCCGCCCGACUACACGCUGGCGCUGCGCCGGGCUCCGGACGAUGUGCCGUUGAUGACGCCCAACACCAUCACUAUGAUCCCAAGCACCAUCACCAGCAUGCAGCCUCUUCAUGCCUUCAACACCUUCCCCUCCACCGGCCACAACAACACCCUGCCACACCCCCACUCCACCACAAGGGUAUAGUAGGGACUGGCCCACCCAGCACCACCUAAAGACAGGGAGUACUGGAUCUCCUACUGAUCUAGAAGGGAGGCCUGUGGUUGAGGGCCUUCAUUCUGUUCUUACAUUCUCUUGUUUCUCAAAAAGGAACUCCACCUCCUCCAUCAUGUGCUGUACAGCUUAGCAGGAGACAUAAUGAACUAAAAUGAACUGCGUUGGAGCAGAUGAUCAGCUCGGAGGUGACGUCGAUCUUUCAGACAUACCUUUUCCCAGGAGGGUGCACAGUUUCCAGUCUAAAGAAAUUUUCAAAGGGACAAACGCUUUUGGACCUUUGAUGUUCUCUCUUUUUUACUUUGGUGUCAGCUUUUACUGUCUUCUAGAGUGUUGUGUGAAGUUUCUUAUUUGUUUCUUUUCUACAUCUGUGUCUUACUUACAGCUCAUUUGACUUCUCCCCUCCUUAGGGUGCUUCUUUGCUUUAAGGAGCAACAACGUACUGAGAUGUCAGAAGUAACGUUGUUUCAGUCUACCAUUACGGUUCGUGCCAAAUGUGUUUUUGCUUUCUGAUCAAGGUUGAAAUGAAUUUUAAUCCCUGGCUGAUAACACGGGCUGUAUGUUCUCAUGACCAAGUGCCAAACUGGCCUUUGAUUGUGGUUUUCUUUCAUUCAUCUUGUUUAUUUUUGUUGUUGUUCAAGUGUUUUAAUGUGGAAAGAUUUUUGCUGACAAUAUAGUUAUAGAGAAAUGAUAUUAUAUAUAGUUCUAUAUAAAUGUGUACAAAGGAGAAAGAAUAUAAAGGGGGUUUUCUCAAUGGGGAUCUAUGCAUGAAUUAUUUUUCAAGAAAGGCAACAUGGAAAAAGGAUGAAGAAUCUGUCACCGCACGUUUUCCCAAUUCUGAGUCCAAAUUAAAUAUUUCUCAGCUCAUAUAAUUCUCCCACAAAUUCAUUAAAAUAGGAAAUUGCCACCAAUCACAGAUAAUCCACCAGUUAAAGCAACAAAGCUCAUCACACCUUUUUAUUAAAUAAAUUAGACAUUAGUUCAACAUGAGACGAUGCAUUCCAACAUUACCUGCUUUCUGUCAGUUCUUUGGGUUCCCAAAUAUAUUUUACUUUUAACAGAAAGAGAUGUUUUGUCAUUGAUUAUACAUUCAGUUGAUCAGUGCCUAUGAAGUGGACGUAUUAAAUUACACAGAUUAUAUCAGAACCACUUUUCAGCCAACUAUAGGAGACAGAUAGGCAAGCUAACUCAUCUCACCUGGUUAUCUUCCAUAUCUCCACCCAUUUUCUAAAUAUUUUUGACAACCACAUUUUCCUAUCAGUAAUCUCCACUGAUUAUCCGGUGUAGCUUCAAGCACACUGAGGGUACCUGGAGGGUUUUAACAGCCUGCAGUGCAGAGCUGCAGAUGAUGAAGGAGUUUCUCAACAGGGUAAAGGUAACACAGUAGAUGUCUGUUGUUUCUAAUUGUUCUCCUUCUGUUAGUUUAGGAAUAUAUCAUUUUACAGCUCUGCUUUUCAAGAUGAAGAUGUCAAACAUGCAUUAUGGGUCCGUUAGCAGAGCAGGAACACGUGGUAGCUAACAUGGCUGACAGGAGUCACCGUUGCUGUCUUUGAACAUGCGCUAGCUUUAGCUUGUUUUUAUUUUUCAUUUUCUUACUGAUUGGUGGUUGGGGAGGGCUGGAAACUGGUUAAUAGGCCAAGCAGCUGCUCCAGGCUGAGAUUUUAUAAACUACUGAACGGGAAAUGUGCACAAUGCAAAUCACAUGAGUGGACAAAGUCUGCAGAUCAGGACCCAAGAAGAUAAACGGACAUGCUGUGGCCAAGAGGAGGAUGAAGAAAAACUCGCACAGCCUUAAAUGUUGAAAUUUGAACCAGAAGAGAAAACAAGCUGAUCAAAAGAAGAUUAAAAACAUUCAAAGACUCUUUCUGUCUGAAUUAUUAGCCAGGGGGACGACCUGCUAAUCUGUCAAAAUAUGAAUUCUUUUGUACUCACUCCUGUGGACAAAGGAGGCGGUAACAGGUUGUGAAGACGAUCCGAUCACAGCAGCUGGGAAGAAAACAUUAGUCCUGGAUGUGGUGGUUUGUUUUAUAUGUUAGCACUAGAGGGCGCCAUUGUGGCAGAUUUCAUUCAGUCCAGAGGAACUGAAGACAAACAGUCCUGGUGGGAGGAUCGAUGGAGAUACACAACAUCUGGAUCAGGAUCAAAACUGUACAUUUUUAAGUGUAAGAAUCAAACAGAUGAAAUAUUUGUAAAUAUUAAGUUUCUUGUUUUGUUUUGUUUUCGUUUUUUGGGGGGGGGGGGGUGGAUGAAUGAUAUGCUUAUUUGGUGACAACAAAAGACAACAGGUGCAGUUUGCAAUGAAAACAAAUCAGAGCAAGGAAAUGAGUAUUCACUCAUAAUCAACAGGAAAAGAUUUAGUUUUUAAACUUUUGACAGACCAUCGUCAUGUAGAUAUGCUGUAGCAUCAUGAUUCAACCUGAAUCAGGAAAGUUUCUGUAGCAGAAUUUUACUAAAAGCCUCACACAACAAAAACCCCAAAAUCCUGAAAACAUGACAAAAUAGUCCAAGUCUGAAUUAUCUGCAUGGGAUUUUUUUUCUUUAUUUAUGAAACUUUUCAUUGUUAAAUAUUCUUUUCAUAACCACGUAACCAUUUUAACUACUGAAUUACUACAACUUUAAAGUCAAACAGCGCCUAUAAAUUUAACCUUUUUUCACUAAUUUGAUCCCAUUUCAAACAGUCCUAUAGCAACAAAUUCACUUUAUGAAAUAUAAUAUUGUCAUGUAGCGGUGUUUCAUGUAGCUGCUUAUUUAUGUGUGGGAAACAUGUUAGGGCUUUAACACCAUCUGAUGCCUCAUGAGAUCACAGAGGUGGUCCAACCUUUUGAUUUGUGUUGGUUUGUUCUAGUUAAAGUUCCUCCUGCAGUGAAGUAAUGCAGCAGAAAGGUUGAUGAGAAAAUGGACAUUGUAUCAGAUUGGAUCUUAUAUCAGUUCAGAUGGGCAUCAAAUCAAAUCAAAUCAUUCAACAAAUAUUCAAGUGAUUCAAACUGGGUCUCCAUAAAUAAUCUGCACCUGUUGUCUUGCAUUUUAUAUUAUAUGUUGAAUUCAGAAACCCAAGACUUGAGAUGAACAAAUCUGUUAAAUAAUGGAAAAUAAAAAAAGAUUAAAAAAGGAAAGUGAAAUCAUAUAAAUAAAUGAGGUGAUGAUAUUUCUGUUACUUUAGAAGUUAUUAUACACUGUAUGCUGUGAUUCUGAUCUGGGAACAUUAAAGACAUUCAUAGCCAGA
Molecule: messenger RNA, 6945 nt
Organism: Xiphophorus maculatus (southern platyfish)
Lineage: Eukaryota; Metazoa; Chordata; Actinopteri; Cyprinodontiformes; Poeciliidae
Gene: nlgn2a
Product: neuroligin-2-like
Exons: 10
Coding region: 1107-3695 (862 amino acids)
Biological process (GO): chemical synaptic transmission; synaptic vesicle endocytosis; presynaptic membrane assembly
Cellular component (GO): synapse; postsynaptic specialization membrane; cell surface
Molecular function (GO): neurexin family protein binding; signaling receptor activity
Source: RefSeq, a predicted model, not a curated record